Messenger RNA from Klebsormidium nitens, 752 nucleotides. Lineage: Eukaryota; Viridiplantae; Streptophyta; Klebsormidiophyceae; Klebsormidiales; Klebsormidiaceae. The record is from the annotation of a GenBank genome assembly.
CGCAUCAUCAGCAACUUUGGAAUGGCAGCGCCUCUGUAGGGUCCCAGGGCACUGUGCUAGCGAUUGCACACGUUUCCCAGGUACCGAAAGGCUUGAGAGCGAAUCUUCAAGCCGUCCUUCACAUUGCCGAUGGGCGAGAACGUCUUUCAAACCUGCUUGCUGCAUUAGUCCGCCACCGCCGCAGCUGAGGGUAGAUAGCACUCUGCCUUUUGGGAGUGGUCAACAGAUCCGAAAGGCGGGAAAAAGGGGCAGCUCAAAGGCACAAUCUCUUGGAGAUGGCGCAGAAGCGUUUAUCAGAAAACCCAUGACUUUCCUUGGUGAGCCCUACAUGUCCAACCCAUUCGAGAUCGAGCUUGCUGUUCGGGACUCAGAGCUGGAUGCCUUCGGAGUCGUCAACAACGCGAUAUUCUCGGUGUACAUAGAGCAUGGCCGUCAUGAGCUGCUGCGGGACAUGGGCCUGGACAUCAAAGCAAUCAUGAGAACUGGAGAUGCGCUUGCACUUGCGGAGCAGACUCUCAAGUUCUUUGGGCCGCUUCGGAGUGGCGACCACUUUAUCGUCAGCACCCGGAUAUCCAAGGUGUCUGCGGUUCGACUCAUCUUCGAGCAGGCCGUUUUCAGAUUGCCGGAAAAAGAGAAGGUACUCGAGGCCUCGUCAGUGGGUUGCUUUUUGGACAAGCGGUAUAAGCCCACGAGAAUACCAGCGGAUGCUAGAGUGAAACUCAAGCUUUAUUGCGACACCCACUAGCGUGUCA